AUGAACCUCCAGGCCGGGCUCUUUGCUGCCCGCGGGGUCAGGAUGCUGCCCCAGCCCUGGCGCCUCUUCUCCCGGGCUGCCGAGGACGGGGCUCUGCAGAGGAUCCGCAGGGUCCUGUGCGUGGCCGAGAAGAACGACGCUGCCCGCGGGAUUGCAGACCUGCUCUCCAACAGCAGAAUGCGGCGGCGAGAAGGGUUUUCCAAGUUCAACAAGAUCUAUGAAUAUGACUACCAGAUGUUUGGCCAGAACGUUACCAUGGUGAUGACAUCUGUGUCUGGACACUUGCUGGCUCAUGAUUUUAAGAUGCCCUUUCGGAAAUGGCACAGCUGCAACCCCCUGGCUCUUUUUGAUGCUGAAAUUGAGAAGUAUUGCCCUGAAAAUUACAUGGAUAUCAAGAGGACCCUGGAACGGGAAGUCCAGCAGUGCCAGGCUCUGGUGAUCUGGACGGACUGCGACCGAGAAGGAGAGAACAUCGGCUUUGAGAUCAUCCACGUCUGCAAAGCUGUAAAGCCAAACCUCCAGGUUUUCCGAGCCCGGUUCUCAGAGAUUACGCUCCACGCCGUCAGAACAGCCUGUGAGAACCUCACCCAGCCAGAUCAGAAAACCAGUGAUGCUGUUGACGUCAGGCAGGAGCUGGACCUCAGGAUAGGUGCUGCCUUCACCAGAUUCCAGACACUGAGGCUCCGGAAGAUCUUCCCGGAUAUUUUAGCGGAUCAGCUGAUCAGCUACGGCAGCUGCCAGUUCCCAACGCUGGGCUUUGUGGUUGAACGCUUCAAAGCCAUCCAGGCCUUUGUUCCUGAAGGCUUCUAUAAAAUCAAAGUGACACAUGAUCAUGAAGAGGGCACUGUGGUCUUCAACUGGAAGAGGAACCGGCUCUUCAACCACACAGCCUGCCUGGUCCUUUACCAGAUGUGUAUGGAGGAUCCAGUAGCAACUGUUGUUGAGGUUGGGAGCAAGCCAAAGAGCAAAUGGAGGCCCCUGCCCCUGGACACUGUGGAACUGGAGAAGUUGGCUUCCCGCAAGCUGAAAAUAAAUGCAAAGGAAACCAUGAGAAUAGCAGAAAAACUCUAUACUCAAGGGUUCAUUAGCUACCCCCGAACAGAGACCAACAUUUUCCCCAAGGAGCUGAACCUCUCUGCCUUAGUGCAACAGCAAACACAGGACCCGAGCUGGGGAGCAUUUGCACAGAGGAUUUUGGAUGAGGGUGGGCCAACCCCUCGGAGUGGAAACAAAUCAGAUCAGGCUCAUCCUCCCAUUCACCCCACAAAACACACCACUAGCCUGCAGGGCAACGAGCAGAGACUGUACGAAUUCAUCGUGCGCCAUUUCCUGGCUUGCUGCUCCCAAGAUGCCAAGGGCCAGGAAACAACUGUGGAGAUUGACAUCGCUAAUGAGCGCUUCAUUGCUCAAGGAUUAAUGAUCCUGGCCCGAAAUUACCUAGAAGUUUAUCCUUAUGAGAAGUGGAGUGAUAAGGUUAUCCCACUGUAUCAGAAAGGGUCUCGCUUUCAGCCCACUACAGUGGAGAUGGUGGAUGGGGAAACCAGCCCUCCAUUGCUCCUCACAGAAGCGGAUCUCAUUGCUCUCAUGGAGAAACAUGGCAUUGGGACCGACGCCACUCACGCCGAGCACAUCGAGACCAUCAAGACGCGGAUGUACGUGGGUCUGACCCAGGAUCAGCGCUUCCUCCCAGGCCACCUGGGCAUGGGGCUGGUUGAAGGCUACGAUUCCAUGGGCUACGAGAUGUCCAAGCCUGACCUUCGAGCUGAGCUGGAGGCUGAUCUGAAACUCAUCUGUGAAGGGAAGAAGGACAAAUCUGUUGUGUUGCAGCAGCAGGUCCAGAAGUACAAGCAAGUCUUCAUUGAAGCUGUGGCCAGAGCUAACAAGUUGGACCAAGCCCUAGCUCAGUAUUUUGGAGAAGGCACAGAAAUCACAGAGCAAGAGGAGGUCUACCCAGCAAUGCCCGUGGCUGUUCGGAAGUGUCCGCAGUGCAACAGCGACAUGGUCCUGAAGACCAAGAGGAACGGCGGGUUCUAUCUCAGCUGCACAGGCUAUCCAGCUUGUAAAACUGCAGUCUGGUUUCCUGAUUUUGUGCUGGAUGUGACCAGGGAUGAGAGCAUCUGUGCUGUGUGUGAACCCCAUCCUGUUCACAGACUGAAGUUUAAGUUCAAGAGGGGCAGCGUGCCACCCGUGAUGCCCCUGGAGUUUGUUGGCUGCAUCGGGGGCUGUGAUGAGAUGCUCAAAGAGCUCCUGGACCUCAAGUACUUGCACCGCCCGGCCCAGCCAGCACCAGCCAGCCAGCAAGGUCACCACCCGCAGGUCAGCAGCUCCUCCAGCACAGCUAGUGGUGAAAACAGGCAGGUGAGAGGGACCACAAACCCGGCGCCGGGACGUCUGCUCUCUUUGAACUCGGCAAGAACAGCUCGGGCUGCUCCCUCGGCCGCUCCGGAUGCAGGGAACGCCGUGGUGUGCAACUGUGGGAUUGAAGCCCUGCUGCUGACUGUGCGAAAGGAAGGGCCCAACCAAGGCAGGCAGUUCUACAAGUGCAGCUCCAGCACCUGCAACUUCUUCCUCUGGGCUGAUCAGCACUCGGAGGACAGAAGCAACGCGGCUCCGCGGGGCUCUGCGCUGCCCCAGCCCUUCGCAGGAAGGGGCCCAGCAGGAUUCCAGCGUCCCGGAGGAGGGAGGGGCCCAGAGCCCUUUGGAAGCAACAGCUCAGAUUCAGGAGGUGGCACUGUCUGCAAGUGUGACCAACCAGCUGUCACCCGCACCGUCCAGAAGGACGGGCCCAACAAAGGGAGGCAGUUCCACACCUGCUCCAAGCCGCGGGAGCAGCAAUGUGGCUUCUUCCAGUGGGCAGAUGAAGCUGUGGAACCAGGGCCUUCUGGAGAUGUCUCUGUGAACCCCCCUGGCAGCAGUGGAUACUCAAGAGGGUUGGGAAGUAAAGCCAAGAGACCAAGCAUUCUGUCCUCAGGAGUCACUGCCAAGAAACCACGGACCUGUAGCAUUUGCCACCAGCCUGGCCAUACAAGGAAAAACUGUCCUCAGAACCACUGA
Messenger RNA from Chaetura pelagica (chimney swift), 3054 nucleotides. It is a transcript of the gene TOP3A, whose product is annotated as topoisomerase (DNA) III alpha. Bases 1 to 3054 code for a protein of 1017 amino acids. The transcript has 19 exons. Gene Ontology annotation, cellular component: nucleus; chromosome. Gene Ontology annotation, molecular function: DNA topoisomerase type I (single strand cut, ATP-independent) activity; DNA binding; zinc ion binding. Gene Ontology annotation, biological process: DNA topological change. The record is from RefSeq and is a predicted model, not a curated record. Lineage: Eukaryota; Metazoa; Chordata; Aves; Apodiformes; Apodidae.